Brugia malayi is the source of this 945-nucleotide messenger RNA. RefSeq lists its product as uncharacterized. NCBI's taxonomy places the organism in Eukaryota, Metazoa, Nematoda, Chromadorea, Rhabditida, Onchocercidae. Gene Ontology annotation, molecular function: G protein-coupled receptor activity. The transcript is spliced from 4 exons. The record is from RefSeq and is a predicted model, not a curated record. Gene Ontology annotation, cellular component: membrane. Gene Ontology annotation, biological process: G protein-coupled receptor signaling pathway. The coding region runs from base 1 to 945 and encodes 314 amino acids.
AUGGCAACGCUUUCACCAGUAACACCCAAUCAUUCUGAAGUGCUAAUUACUGCAAUCGAAAUGACUGCUGAACCAAAACCUUUACUCGCCAUUACAUUUGCCUGCAUCAGCUUGCUGGCCCUAAUGGCAAAUUGUACGUUACUAAUAUAUAUCAUUUACAACAGACUGUAUCGUAACUUCAUUUCAUCCCAUUUCAUAGCCCAUUUAUGCAUAACAAAUGCGGCAGCCCUAUGCCUCCUAUUGCCAAUGUUCAUUUACAAUGUGUGGUCAGGAGUCAACAUUUGGGCCCACAGUAACGUGAUGUGCCGAGUACAGGCUCUGCUUACAUGUGCUGCAUGGACCGUAAUACAUUUCAUGGCACUCUGCAUAGCUGGCGUACAUUUGUUGACAUUUGCACGGAUACAUUAUGAACAGCUCUUUGGUUUACCACCCAAUAUGCUGUGCGUUCUUUCCUGGCUGUUGGCAUUUGGUUUAUCACUACCAACAAUUACCAAUGGACAUAUCAUUAUCUACGACCCCUCGUUUAGGCACUGCAUAUGGGGAGACAGUGAUAGCGGCCUUAAAUUUUUGACAUAUCUUUUGAUUCUGGGAGUAUUUAUACCUGCAUCAUUGGCUUCUUACGCUUAUAUUCGAGUCCUCGGCAUACUCUAUCACAGUCCGAUCGUAUUUCAAAGUAUUGGCUUAUAUAAAAGUCGUUUUCUGGUUUAUUCAUUCUUGUUGAGUCCAUUCUAUCAGCUACCAUUCUACGCAAUAACGAUAGUCAAAGACUGGAGGAAACCGGAUUCAACAGUUCCUGUUCUAAUGUUAUUUCUAGCGUUCAUGCAGUGCUUCAUAUCUCCGGCUCUUUACGGAGCAUCUCUAUUUCUCAUGAAAGAAGAAGAUAUGGCGUUGACAGCUCGAGCUCACAAAGCGCCCAAUGCUCAUCCUCUCACGCAACAUUUAUGA